Molecule: messenger RNA, 1109 nt
Organism: Pelagomonas calceolata
Lineage: Eukaryota; Pelagophyceae; Pelagomonadales; Pelagomonadaceae
Source: the annotation of a GenBank genome assembly
AGAAAACGCGCCGGCAUUCGCCCUAUCCGUCUCGAGGCGACACGAGCCCUCUGUGCGGCUCUUAAAGAGCUGCGUUGGCGGGCGGCUCAACGCGCACGGGUUGCACUAGCCCUGCAAAAUAAGCCAAGAGCAUCCCGAGAUCUCACGGCCCGCAUCGCCUCCAACGCUCACCCCGGCACCUUGCUUGCUGCACCCAGCGCCGUCCGUUGACAACCCGUCAACGACACGCGAAAACCACAGCGUCAGCACUGCCAAGCAACAUGCGCUGCCUCGCCGUCGCCCUAGCGCUCACGGGCACCCAUGGCUUCAUGUCGCACAAGCUCCCCGCCACGCCCAUGCGCGGCGCGGCGACGCAGCUGACGAUGCGCCUCGGCAACGGCGGCGGCGGAACGAGAAGAGGCGGCUUCACGGGCCGCCUCGGCGCGGGCUGGAAAAAGGGCAUCGUCCCCAGAAACCCGGGCGGCGGCGGCGGCAUGAUGGGCGGCGGCCCGCCGCGCGACGUCUCCCGGAGAGCGGCCGACGACGAAGGCGAAGAGCCGCCCGCGCCCAAGGCCGCCGAGGCCGCGGGUUUGUGGGCCGCCUACGAGAAGGCCCUCGAGAAGGACCCCCUAUUGAUCAAGGGCCUGACGUCCAUGACGGGGUUUGCGAUUGGCGACAUAUUAGCGCAGCAGUUCAUCGAGAAGAAGGGCAAGUACAACCUGAACAGGACGAUCAAGAUGGCGUCCUUCGGCUUGCUGGUGCACGGCACGACGUCGCACUGGUUCUACGGCAAGCUGGACGGCAAGAUCCCGGGCACGGACGCCGGCGCCGUCGCGUCGAAGGUGUUUAUUGAUCAGGUCUUGUGGAACCCGAUCUUCGGCGUCAUGUUCUUCGGCUACAUGGGUCUCUGGGAGCGCCAGGGCGUCGACGGCACGAUCAAGCGCAUCAAGGGCGACCUCAUGACCCAGGUCACGGGCUCGUGGACGGUCUGGCCGGUGGCGCACGCGAUCAACUUCAAGUUCAUCCCGACGGAGCAGCGCGUGCUGUACAUCAACACGAUCCAGAUCUUCUACAACUGCUUCCUCUCGAUCAUCGGCAACCGCGACGGCAAGAAGAAGGGCCGCAAGUAG